Molecule: messenger RNA, 605 nt
Organism: Centruroides sculpturatus (bark scorpion)
Lineage: Eukaryota; Metazoa; Arthropoda; Arachnida; Scorpiones; Buthidae
Exons: 4
Coding region: 119-550 (143 amino acids)
Source: RefSeq, a predicted model, not a curated record
UUUCGUAUAUCGACAUAGAUAUUCUUUUAUGAAUGCUUGUAUUGAUGAGACCUGAAUCAGGAAGAAACGAUACAACGAUUAUAGAACUUCGUAUUAUUAGAUAAAAUUUGUUGGUUAAAUGUUCUAUCGUAUUCAUAUAUGCAUUCUAUUACUGUUCGUUCUAAUACAAGGUAUAAAAUGUUAUAUCAGGUGUCAAAAUCCUGUACCUUAUUCUGGGAAUAUAUGGCUUAGUGUAACGUGUUCUAGGAAUGCUGUUGGCCUCUUACGAAGAUUGUGUUCUUCUCUUAGAAGCCGUUCCACUACAGAAUGGAAAAAAGGACAACACGUGUUAUCUGAAUGUUUUAAGAUUCCAAUAUGGACUGCAAUUGCUACAUUUCUUCGAGAAGAUGGCCUCUAUAAAGGUCACGCUGCUAUUUUCGAAUCUUGCGCUAAUGAUGGAAUAUGGGUCUAUGAUCAAACUCCAUCAUCUAGAAUGAUGAGAAGAAAAUUAAAACGUAUUCAGUUAUCAAGUCCACACUACAAUGCCGAUAACUUUUAUACUAUUAAAUAGAGAAUAUUUUAAAGUAUAAAUGUUAAUAUAAAUAUUAAAAUAUAUCAAAAUUAAA